AAAUCGGCGCACAGUCCAUCUUCGCCAUACCGAUAUGAAAUAAAGAAUUUUAACAUCGGAAUUUCUUUAUUUAUAGAUCCAUACCCCGGAACAUUUUGGGGGCUUGUCCGGGAUCUAAAUCUAAUACAACAACAACAACAACAACAACAACAUCAAGAUGGAUCCGACCAGUACCAGGAAGAAAAUAGUCGAUAUCAGAAAAAUCAUAUAUAACCUGGAGGCGGAUCGAUUGACAGCACUGAUCAAACUUGUGACGUCAAAACCGACUGUUCACUCAGUUACGACAUAUGAACAAGUUGAAUAUUUAGAAGAGCAACUGGCAAACAUCAUCAUAGAAAAGAAUGAAGAAAAGAAAAUUAAUCUUUGAGAAGAACUAGAGCAGCAUGUUAAAGAAGUGUGUGCGACAACGCCUCCAACAGUGCCACCCGUUUCUGUCAGUAUUACAGGGCAUGGUGGGACGGUCCCAUCAAAGCCACCAACGCCACCACCUGUGGUACCUAGCGUUCCGACCAUUUUCAAAAAGGACUUUAAGGUGCAUGGUACCAUCGCAGAUGCAGGGGGUUAGAGUUUCGCCAGUUUGAGGAGACAAAUAGCAAACGGACUUGCAAAAGGACACACCGAUAGAGAAGUUGUGGAGGGUGUGAUCAGGGCAUUCCAAGCCGGGUCGAAAUUAAGGCAUUAUGUUGAAGGUAGAGAUGCAUUGACCAAGGAUGUACUUAAGGAGAUACUGCAAUCAUAUUUUAAGGGUCAAACCCAUACAGAACUUUACAAGAAACUUUGUAACUUGUCACAAGGAAGCCACGAAUCAGAAACAGAGUUUUUGAUGAGGUCGCUAUAUUUGAAACAAAAACUGAUCACGGCGUCUACAGAAGAGGACCACAUUCCAUACGAUGUAACACUCGUCGAAAGGAUGUUUAUUCACGCUUUACAGACAGGUAAGGGACGACAAUAUAAGGCACCGACUACGAACUGUGCUAGUUCCAGGGGUUAAGACGUCGAAGUUAUGAAAGCUCUAAAUGAAAUCAACCUGGUUGAAACUGAGCAUAAGCAGAAAGUCAAGACAAAAACUGUUUCGAGUGCUAAAGUUGACGAUAAUAUGAAAUCCAUCGAGGAUAUGGUCAAGAAACUCCAAGAACAAGUUAACACGUUGCAAAAGACUGGACGUGGAAAAGAAAAGAAGAGAGGAUUUUGUCAAGAUUGUGUCACUAACAAUAGAUAGAGAUGUGACCACUGUUUCAAAUGCGGAUCAGCAGGCCACAUGGCCCGGGGGUGUUUUCAUGGAAAGGAAUCUUUAAACGGGAAAGGGUCACUGGCGCAGGGAGGCCAGUGGCCACAAGGACAGAAACUACUCCCCUAGAUAUUAAUCUCAUAAAUACUCGAAUAACAGAAUUAGAAAAUGGCAAACAUAGUGAUACUAGUAACCUUCUAAACACCAAGGGCAAUAUAUUUCCGUUAAUAUCUUCAGUGAAGAACAAAAUUGUAAAUCUAGUGGGAGAGAAAUGUGUAGUUAAUUGUUCAUUAAAUGAAACCAACAUUCACUGUCUAUGGGACACUGGUGCCCAGGUGUCAAUCAUACCAUCUAAACUGUGUAAAGAUCUAGGUGUUCAGAUUCAGCCUAUAACUCACAUAACUGGUUUAAACAUUGAAUCUGCAAGUGUUGACGUUAUUCCCUAUGAUGGUUUUGUGAACAUACAAUUUAAAAUUGGAAAACAGUCGGAGUCUCUUGACGUGCCAUUUUUGGUAUCCAGUAUUGACUCAGUCAAUAAACCAAUAAUUGGUUUCAAUGUCAUAACUAUCUACCAAGACUUGGUUGGUGAAGAUAUAAUGGGUCAACGACUGGUUGAUGCAAUUGAUUGCUUGUCAAGAGAUGCCGCAGUUUCCCUGUGUAAAUUGAUAAGAGAUGAGUCCGAUUAUGGACAAGUAAAGAUAGGUAAAAAUAGUGUAACAAUACCAGCUGGUACCACUAAAUGGGUAAAGUGUUUUAUGCAUUGUAAGACUGUAUUUGAGACAAACACGGCAUACUUUGAACUAGCAAUUGAGUCGUUGCCGAAGGGGUUAAUUGCACAUGAAGUUAUUGUAACUGUACCUAAGGGUUCCACUUGUUCGGUUGAGGUUCCUAUCGAAAAUAAUUCUUAUCAUGACAUCGUACUUCCUAAAAGACAGGUGUUAGGUUCCAUUACUACUAUUAAGUCAUAUAUUACCCUGACUGAUAAGCGUAAUCAGAUACAGCCCAAGCCGACAGUCAACAGUGUGCAGUGUGAAGUGGGUUUUUCUGAAGAGAUAAGUGAUGACGCUUUUCAGUUAGAUAUGGUGAACACUGAGGGGUUGACAUCGGACCAGGUAAGACAAAUACAGGAGAUGCUCCUCGCAGAACAGGACGCUUUCUCAAAAGGAGACAAUGAUGUGGGAUUUGCACCCGACCUUGAAAUGGAGAUCAAGCUCUGAGAUAGUGAACCCGUACGGAACACCUAUACGUCCGUGCCAACACCGUUACAAAAAAAGGUAAAAAAUUAUAUUUUAGACUUAGUGAAUAAGGGUUGGAUAAAAAAGUCAAAGUCUCCUUAUUCAAUUCCAAUAGUCUGUGUAAGUAAAAAGGACGGAUCCUUACGACUGUGCAUUGACUAUCGCCAAUUAAAUAACAAGACUAUUCAAGGUCAGAUUCCGAUCCCUCGGAUACAAUAUAAAGAAGUGAAACUCCAGCUGCUGGAGCAGUAUUGAAUUUUCAUUAAAAACAAUUAGUUGGUCCUUUAUUUAAGGCAAGUGACCGAUUGCCCAAACAGUACAAAACUGCACAAUACAGCACAAUACAAACCAACAUAAACACAAAAUAUGAAUAAAGCUGGGGUCACCGCCUUGGAACGGUCAAUGCAAAGCAUUGGGGGUUUAAACCUGGUUAUAGAGCGCUCAACCUCACACUUGGCCCAGCAAUAUUCAUAAUACAUUUAAGUGAAAAUAAAAUUUAACGUCAUAGCAUUGUAACUCAAAUUAAAAAAUAAUAAAAGGGAAUUAAAACGCAUUCAAUUUAAUUACUAUUUAAUUACUCAAUUGCAUUGAAGAUACAAGAGUAACAGAAUUACAACUUUUUGACGAACGAUCAAAUAAAACUAUUAACAAUUGUCAACUACAUUCCUUCUUUAUAGAAAAGAUUUGAGAAUAUAGAAUCAUAGAGUUAAUAUCUCAGAUAAUCAUCGCGCAAAUACAGGAAGAAGCAGCAAUAAUGGGUCACUUGAUGGUCUAGGAGGUAUUUCAUGGUUCACAGUCUUGGAUCAGGGUAAAGCUUACCAUCAGGGUUUUGUUAAGGAAGAGUGUCGUCCUAUUACCGCAUUUACCACUCCAUGGGGUUUUUAUGAGUGGAUAAGAAAGUUGUCUUGAAGGUCUGAGAGACGGAAUUUGCAUACCGUAUCUCGAUGACAUCUUGAUCUUCUCCAAAACGUUUGAGCAACAUCUGAUCGAUGUGAAAACUGUACUGCAGAGGCUCAAGGCUAAAGGUAUAAAGCUAAAACUCAAGAAAUGUGAACUGUUCAAAAAACAGGUAAGAUAUCUUGGGCAUUUGGUCUCUGAGAAAGGGUAUUGCAUGGACCCAGCUGACGUUUCGGCCGUCUUAGCAUUAAAAUCAAGAACUAUUUAAACGGUAGGUGACGUCCGUCAGGUGCUGGGAUUUCUGGGAUAUUACAGGCGGUAUGUCAAAGAUUUCUCAAGAAGGGCGAAACCACUGUAUGACCUUUUGAACGCAGGUAAGGUACCAGCGAAACAUGGUCAGGUGUCUUCUAAACAAAAGGUUGACUGAGCAUCGGUUCAUCAAAUGAUAAUGGAGGGAAUCAUUGACGUUUUAUGCACAAGACCGACUAUUGCCUAUCCGUACUUUAACAAAGAAUUCGAACUUCACGUGGAUGCGUCUCAGAUUGGACUUCGUAGCGUUUUGUAUUAGGCACAGAACGAUGGUAAGAUGGCAGUAGUCGCAUAUGGAAGUACACUUCAACACCGUUAUUUCGAAGUCGUCGGGACCGUUAAAAAAACUUCGGAUUAACGAUUAUUCGAAAUAAACAUUUGACAGACGACUUCUUUGAUCCUGAAAAAAUACAACAUUGUGGAAUUCGCAUGGUUCGGUCACACUGUACUUUUAAUAAUUGUUUUACUUAAAAACGUAAACUAGUCAGAUAGCAAUAUAUUUCUACUUGUAACAAACGGAGGAAUAAAACGAUUCUUUUUCUUCUUUUUAUCUUUCUCUAAUUACAGAACAUAUAAAAUAUAAUGCAUUGCGCAUCAUACAUGUAAAUACAUAUGCAUACAUUUUCGGAAAUGAAUUCACUUUUUUUUAAAUAAGACGCGAUGUCUUUCUGAACACCGGCGUUAGCAGCACUAAACUGGACGCGUGUAACAUAUUUCUCCAAUUUGUCAAGGAAAUUGAAGAACUGGCUUCCGCCCGUGUUUUGCUCGCAGAACUGCCUUACGUCGUUGAUGCAUGUGGUCACACGUUGAUUAGAUAUCAUGUUCAUGCAUGUGUUGUCGGCCUCGUCGUCGGCUUUUGACGACAUUAUAAAAUUAACAUGCUACGCGCAGGCGACAAAGGUGUAAUUAUCGGCUUUGACGCACAACGCGCAGACGACAGGUGUGAAAUUACGCUGUAGAACGUUAACGCCGGCAGAAUCAAAUUACCAUCUACAUUCAGGAAAAUUAGAGUUCCUUGCUCUUAAAUGGGCGGUAACAAAGCGGUUCAGAGAUUACUUGUACUACUGUCCAGGGUUCACGGUUUACAGUGACAAUAACCCGUUGACAUACAUCCAAACGACUGCAAAGCUUGAUGCAACAAGACAUCGAUGGUUGGCUGAACUGGCCGACUUCAAAUUUCGAAUACGAUAUAAACCUGGCAAGUUAAAUAAUGAUGCUGAUGGCCUGUCACGUAUGCCAACUGACUUUGAUGAGUAUCACACAUGUUGCACUAAAGAAACCACAAUGGAUGAAACCAAUACAUGGGUGAGGGUAAGUUUAAAUCGUAGCAGUAUGGGAAGUGUAAGGGAGAUGCUGCUUACUGAUGAAGCUGAUGCAGAUGAAGGUAAGAAUAUCACACCAACUCUUAAAGGAUUUUCCAUAGACGAAAUUCGAAAGGCACAGCAGAUAGACAGUGCUAUUGUGAGAAUGUUGUCAGAGAAUCAGAUCCUUAACGGUAAUGACCACGGUUUGUCAGACAAUUGCAAACUGAGAGAGGUAAGUUGUUCAUGGAUAGAUCUGAACUUCUGCGUAGAAGAACUAAUAGUUCCAAACAACUAGUCCUUCCGAAACAAUACCAUCGGCGUGUCUUUUAUGAACUACAUGAAGAAAUGGGUAAUUUUGGAAAAGAACGGGUAGUGGACCUUGUAAAAGCUCGAUUCUAUUGGCCAAAAAUGGAAGAAGACAUACACCACUUCAUUACCGAGGUUUGAGGUUGUUUAAAGGACAAGAGAGCCAAUCUUCCUCGUAAGGCACUAUUGCAGCCGAUAGGGACAUCUUACCCAUUUGAAUAAGUGUCAAUUGACUAUCUCCAUCUAGAGAGAAGCAAGGGUGGUUAUGAGUAUAUACUCGUCAUUAUGGACCAUUUCACCCGUUUCGCACAGGCAUACCCAACGAGGAACAAGUCAGGUAGAACUGCUGCAGAAAAAAUGUUCAACGACUUCUUCAUGCGCUUUGGAUUUCCGCAGAGGUUACACCAUGAUCAAGGUCGGGAGUUUGAGAACCAUCUGUUUUUAAGUCUAGAGAAGUUUUGUGGUAUCACCCAUUCUCGAACCACACCGUACCAUCCACAAGGGAAUGUACAGGUAAAAAGGUUUAAUCGAACACUUCUGGGAAUGCUGAGAACACUAGACAAGGAAAAAAGAACAGAUUUGAAGAGCCAUUUGAAUAAGGUAGCGCAUGCAUACAACUGUACUAAACAUGAUUCUACUGGGUAUGCGCCAUUUUCCCUUUUAUUCGGUCGUUCGCCAAGAUUACCAAUCGACCUAGUGUUUGGUCAAGAUGAAACGACUGACCAAGAAACGCAUAGAGGUUACGUCUUGAAGUGGAAGGCAGGUCUUCAAGAGGCGUUUGGGAUAGCUAGAGAGAAGGUAAGUAAAGCAGAAGAAGAUGCGAAAAAGAAGCACGAUCGGGCAAGAGUAAGCCAAUCUCUUCAACCUGAUGACAGGGUUCUGGUGCGGAAUUUCGGAGAAAGAGGAGGUCCCGGUAAGUUUAGAUCAUAUUGGGAGGAUAGUGUUUACUUAAUUGUGAAACGAAUGGCCGAGGAUUCUCCUGUAUAUGAAAUUAAACCGGAAAUAGGUAAUGGAAAGAGUAAGGUAAUGCAUAGAGACGCAAUGUUGCCUUGUGACUUUUGAGGGUAAAAGGUUAAAUGUUAAACCAUCAAGAGAAAACGCUAAGGAGCAAGCCAUGCCGAUGUAUAAAGGACAGGAAGUUAUACAAGCGGAUAAGGCUAGUAGAACAUCUUCAAGUGCAACUGGGUACGAAUCGUUGAUGGAGUUGGAACUGAGGGAAUAUUCUUUGAACCCAGAAGCGAAAGAGUUUGUUCCAAGCGAAAACCAUUCAAUUGAUGAGCACAGAAGUGUCGCCGUAGAAGUGAGCGAUGUUGAUGAAAAAGCUGAAGAACUCGUUUCAAGUGGAGAUCAUUCGAUUGAUGAUCAUAGUAGUGUCGCUGUAGAGGUCAGUGAUGUUGAUGAGAUUCAGAGUACCGAUGAAGAAGAUGGUGAGCUCCAUGAUACUGGUUCAGAUAGUGAAACUGAUGAGAAUGAGCCUCGGCGAAUAGCAAGGCAGAGAAAGCCCAAUAUGAGACUCACGUACGAUGAACUUGGUAAGCCAGGGUACCAUCAAGUUAUGAAUGUAUCCUGUGGGUUGUACCCAAUCGAUAAUUGGUGGUAGGUGAAUAUGGGUAAUGCAUAUGUGGAAAUCAUCCGGAGAUCUCUCGCAUAUAAUGCUACUAUAGUCCACCUUAUGUCGAGGUAAGUGUUCCUAUUCUUUUAGUCAGACUCCAUUAGUGAAUACCUCUAAUGUACGGACACAAGAUGACUUACGCCUGAUGAGAGGGGGCCUUGAGCAGGAUGACUUACGCCUGAGGGUUGGAUUCAGAGGUUGAAGCGAGGAAGUAGUCGAUAUGUUUGAAAUUGACAAAUGUAGGGCUUGAUCACCCCUCACCUAUUUUAUUGUAAUAUUUACGCAGUGUGACUAUAUUGUCGUUUUGGUGACGAACCCGACUUUUAGGGUAGAGUAUUGCUGUUCGGGUAUGCGGCUCAGCAGAGUAGAGUAUCGUUGUUAGGAUUAGAGGUAAGGCUAAAGCGAUCGCCUUAGUGUGGUGUCUCUGGUUGGAAUUUGGAACUUUGUCAAGGGAAAAAUGAUGUUAUUUUGAAAUUGUCGAACGUUGUAUAUUUAAUAUGCCAAGUUCAUGUGUUUAAUUGUCUUGAUAUUAUAGUAGGAAAAACAUAAUGUAGUAUUAGAGGUAGUUUUAGUAGUAGUUAUGUAUGCCGUUUUAAUGUCAGUUUGCCUCUCAGUAAGUAUUAUUGCAAAUGUCGGGACGACAUUUGUUUUACGGGGGGGUGUGGCGGUGUAGAUGAUCUUCAAACAUCAUUUUGCGUGCAAACUACAACUAGUCAGUAUUAAGGUCCCAUUCUGUCGAAUGCGUUGUUAUUCAAUGUAUGUCCAGUUAUUUCCUUGUUCAUAGUAUUUUGUUAUUAGAUGCAUGCGUCGGUACUUUAAAAUACUAAAGGAUACGUUGUUAUUAGUGUCAUGUUUAAUACCAUUAAGUGUUCUUUACAAAAUAUUACGUAAUAAUUAGAGAUCUAUUACUUGUAAUGAGAGACACAGUCACCUUACAAUAUAGAUUUGUUUGCUUAUUCUUACUCAUAGUAUUGUAUGUUAUCUUUGUAAGGUAAUUGAAGUACAUGUACAUGUGAGUUCAAUGAUAAUUAUAACUAAAAUAACCCCUAGACAAAAGUUUUAAAUGUACAACUUGCGAGCCAAAGUCAGAACUUUGCAUUUUGAACGUGUAAACUAUCAUUUGUUCAGUAUUGUUAUCUUUGAAUCAGUAUUACAACAUUAAAUCCAAUGUCAUCGGAUAAUGUUCAUUAUAUUACUAUUAUAUAAGUUGUUAGGCAACCGAUAGUUGAUGUAAUGUUCUGUCAUCAUAUACAUGUCAUUCUUUAUAUUGCAUAUAUCAUGUAAGUUGCUAUGCGACCGGUAUAUGGUAUAAUGAUUUGUCAUCUGUCAUGUAAUAAUUGCGAAAUCGGCGCACAGUCCAUCUUCGCCAUACCGAUAUGAAAUAAAGAAUUUUAACAUCGGAAUUUCUUUAUUUAUAGAUCCAUACCCCGGAACAUUUGACAUACAUUUCCGAGUAUUUUGUUUCAACCGCAAUGACCGAAUG
Dreissena polymorpha is the source of this 8374-nucleotide messenger RNA. RefSeq lists its product as uncharacterized. The record is from RefSeq and is a predicted model, not a curated record. The coding region runs from base 1240 to 2445 and encodes 401 amino acids. Lineage: Eukaryota; Metazoa; Mollusca; Bivalvia; Myida; Dreissenidae. The transcript has 2 exons.